Messenger RNA from Python bivittatus (Burmese python), 1610 nucleotides. Its product is annotated as serine protease 27-like. Gene Ontology annotation, molecular function: serine-type endopeptidase activity. The record is from RefSeq and is a predicted model, not a curated record. Gene Ontology annotation, biological process: proteolysis. NCBI's taxonomy places the organism in Eukaryota, Metazoa, Chordata, Lepidosauria, Squamata, Pythonidae.
UUCAGGAGGGAACUACAGUUCAGGAGGGAACUACAAGGACAGGAGAGAACUACAAGGACAGGAAAAGGACUAUGGCAAGCAUUCCCCCCUCCUUGGUGGUUUGGCUGCUGCUGAUGUUGGUGCUUCAAGGUGCUGCUAGAGUAGAAGCAGCCUGCGGGCAGCCUGUGAUCGUUCCACGGAUUGUUGGAGGGCACGCAGCUGCUGAAGGGUCAUGGCCCUGGCAAGCCAGCAUUUUACAGGAUAACAGUCACAUUUGUGGAGGCUCCCUCAUCAACCCCAACUGGAUAGUAUCUGCAGCUCACUGCUUCUCUUCUGCUGGAACACUGUAUGAAGUACAGUUGGGUGCUUAUAAACUCCUGGACCCUUCUCCCAAUAUGGUGACAUCCACCGUUAAACGUGUCAUCUCCCAUCCUGACUACAGUGGCGACGGUUCCAGUGGGGACAUUGCUUUAGUGGAGCUGAAUUCCCCAGUGCAUUUCACUGACUACAUCCUUCCCGUCUGCUUGCCAGCAUCCUCUGCUAAGUUUGUUGCAGGCACAGAAUGUUGGGUCACUGGGUGGGGACAUACUAUGUCUUCAGAAGACUUGGCACCCCCAAAAAUCCUUCAGGCAGUGGAAGUACCAAUCAUAGAACGUGAUACCUGCAAUGAUCUCUAUAAUAGAAGCAGAAACUAUCAGUUAGAAACUGAUCUCGUCAAAGCUGACAUGAUCUGUGCUGGGUAUGAAGAAGGUGGAAAGGAUGCCUGUCAGGGUGAUUCCGGAGGGCCCUUAGUUUGCAACUCUGGUGGAGCUUGGACACUGGCUGGGGUGGUGAGUUGGGGGGAAGGCUGUGCUGAACCUGACCAACCUGGCGUGUAUAUAUCAGUGCCUUUCUACGUAGAUUGGAUCAAUAAGAAUAUAAAUAGUGGUGGACUUUCAAACUUCCCCAAGGUGACUCUUCUUUUGCUGACUUUUGCCCUGGCCCUUCUAUGAAAUAUCCACCUUCAGUCAUUCCAGACAUGAAAUUUGUACCAGCAACUGCAAGACCUUCAGCUGGCAAUCCUCUCCUAACAAACAAGUCCAUUAAGACCCAAUUCGCAGAUUCAGCAUCAAUCUGGGUGACAGAAUCCACUAAGAUCAAAACAUAACUGCCUGUCCCCAGGCAUCCUUGGAUGGACUAGCCCUACAAUAUCCACUUCCAGCCUCUGGAACAAGAACAUCUUAUAGUUCUCCUUGGGGAACUAAUUUAUUUGAGAACUCUUUAUAGCUUUUUAAAAUGUGUAUAAACCACACAAAGCACUGUUCUUACAUUAGUGGUCACUAUAUACCCAAUAAUAUAAUUUCAUGAUCUAAGUAGUCAGAUCAAUGCUUAAGCUAUUAUGCCCUUAAAUGUUUAUGGAUAAUUUGUUUUUCUUUUUGGUUACAUAUUGCUGAUUUCCCUGCUGCCCCUUUUAUUUACUCAGUCUGGCACAGCCAGUCUUGUAUACACUUUGAAUGCAAAUACGUAAAAGAAAUUUUCAAAUUUCAAGAGACAAACUAAUAACCAUUAUUUCUCAGGGCCACAGGUACAUGAAGCUGGAAACUCGGGUAACUGAAAUAUGUUAUACGUGGUAUAGCAAAAGUCGGGCCAUA